GCGUGAGUCGUGACAGUUUAUCCCAAGUGUCAAAAAUAAUAAUUAUGUAAACUCCCCCAAAUGCGACGUAAAACCUCUCCUGACAAUAUUUAAUCGUGUCAAAGUUCACCACCGACCAAAGUAACAUGUUUUUAUUUACAUUCCAUUAGUGUUACCCCGCCAUGGCCCACAAUUCCCAAAAUACUCAUCCCCGUCUCUUAAUGACCCACACGAGCUCAAUUCCGAGUUUUCAGCGUCGAACAGCGGACAGUGCCCGCCAAUUACGCGACAAUUUUAAUAACGUAAUCCGCGAAAUUCAGCCGUUGGUCGAAACAGCUCGAACUGUGAACGCAGGUGUCCAAAAUGCCAUCUCAAUGACGAACUUUCUGCACAGGCCGCCAGAACAGCCCAACACGACUCAAGAUAACAGUUUUGUGAUCGACCUCGACGUGCAGCAGGAAGCCCCCAAUGAGCAGAACCCGGACAUGGGGCGGAGCACCGACGAGUUGAAUAGUGUCGAGAGGGCGCAGACUGUGGUGGAAAUGCAGCAGUUUUUCCAAGUGGUGCUCAAAUACGUGCCCUUUGUGCUGAUUUUGUUGGCGAAAGCGGUGUACGACUACCACGAUUCAAUCUUCAUUUUGGUGAUUUUGUUCACGACUUUUGCUCACGCCAACUCGGCGGUGAAGAAGGAGACCACCAAGAGGGAUAGGAGGAGUUUGACGACUUUAGCCAUCGAAUUGUUGUACAUUUUCGUGUGCUCUGUCUUCGUUUUGUAUAUUUUUGAAGACGAACUCGAUAACUUUGAUGUUGUCUUCCAUUUGUUUUUGAUUAGGACCUUCACUGAGCCACUCACUGUGGGGAAGCUGCUGUGGAUUGUCACCAUCACUGACUUUGCCCUCAAAUUAGCCACAGUUGCAUUUAAAAUACUGUUGACUAUGCUUCCAGAAAAAAUCGUCCCGUUUCAAAAAAGAGGCAAAGUUUAUUUAUUUAUUGAGGCAAUUUCACAAAUGUAUAGAAGUAUCGCAACAAUUCAGCCUUGGCUGCACUACCUCCUAGAGUCCUAUCAAGGCCCUGAAAAAGUCGUUGCUGUUUUUCUUUCAGCGUUUUAUAUGAUUUCAAAGGGGACUGAUUUAAUGUCCCGGAUGAAACUACUCAAAACAUCAUUUUUUAAACUCCUUCAGAACGUCACUGUGGGCUCAUCACCCAACAAGGAGCAAAUCCAGGCGGCGGGCGACCAUUGCCCCAUCUGCCACGACAACUACGACUCCCCAGUCCUCCUCCAAUGCAGACACAUCUUUUGCGAAAAUUGCGUAACCACGUGGUUUGAUCGCGAACAAACUUGUCCCUUGUGCCGAGCCAAAAUCGUAGACGAUCCCUCAUGGCGAGAUGGCUCAACCUCAUAUUUUAUACAAUUAUAUUGAAUCAAAUACAUAUAUUUUAAACUGUA
Molecule: messenger RNA, 1426 nt
Organism: Tribolium madens (black flour beetle)
Lineage: Eukaryota; Metazoa; Arthropoda; Insecta; Coleoptera; Tenebrionidae
Product: RING finger and transmembrane domain-containing protein 2
Exons: 3
Coding region: 162-1400 (412 amino acids)
Biological process (GO): positive regulation of ERAD pathway
Molecular function (GO): ubiquitin protein ligase activity
Source: RefSeq, a predicted model, not a curated record